GUGAGUGGGUGUGAUCAAUGUAAAGUAGGCGUGGCUCUGUAUUGAAACUGCAAAUUUUGCAAGAAAAAGAGUGAUGAAUAUUCUGAGGAUUGUUAAAAGGAAGAGAUUGCUGCUAGUCUUAGUUCUGAUUAGCGUCCUACUCUUCAUUGGAGGGAUUAAGUUUCAGAAUGUCCCCUCCUAUUUGUCAAAGGUUCAUGUUGGCGGGAAAGUAAAUGAGUUCUUUUAUAAUUUAUUGCACAAAGACCACUGCCCAAACACCCUGCUACCAAUGAAGACAGACCUAUUGAUUAUAGGUGGUAUGAGUCAGAUUGGAUCAAGAUUAGCUUAUCAUCAUGUCAGUGAUAAAUCAUUAGGUAACGUCAGUCUCCUAGUCACUGAGGAUAUAUUGAACGUUAAUCGUGUUGGCAUCAAGUGGUAUCGAUGGACUAAGUUAAAUGCGUUAGGAUUAACAUGCUCAGUAUAUUCGUAUGAUUCCGUUCAAUCCAUGAGCAAUAUCUUGAAUAAGCAUCAACCAAGAAAGAUAGUUUACAUCCCAACUGGGCUCUAUGAUGUUGAUAAAGAUGAAAAAAUAUGGACGUCGACUAGUUAUUACAAAUUAAUUACAAACACACUGUCAAUUAUAGAAGCCAUUAAAGUUAGAAAUGGUGUAUCACUUGUAAUUGUGUCGCCAAAAAUUAAAGAUACAAACAAUAGUAGCAGCAACAUCAGUGGAAGGUGGUCUGUUGUCUUUAAGACUAUCAUUAAAAGGUUCAUAGCAAUUAGUUCAAUUCAUAACAUCAAAGUAUUCACUACAGACCCAGUACUGUAUGGCCCAUGGCAGGACUCAAGCCAAAUUGGUGACACAAACGAAAUCAAUUAUGUUGAUAACAUUGUGUCAAGAUUAAUGAGUAUUCUUUAUGAAGAUCGUGUUAGUUUGACAUUAACUCAAAUCAAAUCAAUUGAGAUCACUAACAGGUGGAUUAGUGAUUUCAAACGAGAGCAAGAAUCAAUGAACGUUAAAGAUGUAGUGUCAGGGGCUACACUGAUGUUCAGUUAUUGCUACCAUUGCUUCUUCUUUUCAAAUAAUAUGGAUUACAUCGAGGAUUGGUUUCUGAGUGCGGUGAAAUAUGAUCUUAACGUUUUAUUGAUUCAUAACACCUUCAAUUCUGAUCUUGAAUCAAAAUUAAAAUUAGCUCAUAAUCGGACAGAGUUUCUCAAAGCUGACUGCGUCAAUACCAAAGCUGCAACCGAUCAAAGGUUCUACAUACUCUAUGAAUAUUUGUUGACUCAUCCUGAGAUCAAGCGGAUAGUAUUCACUGAUCAAAGAGAUGUGAGAUUUCUCAAUGAUCCAUUUCAUAUAAUGAAUGGAAUCAGCAAUGAUAUGUUGUAUGUAGGUUCAGAUGAUGAUCGUUGUAUCAAUUCAAUUGAUGAUGGUUUCAUUAAGAAGCAGUUGAAGUCUUGUUUUCCUGGCUACUCUAAAAGAAGAGAAUUGCUUGGUUUGAGUGGUUGCUUCAACAGUGGAGUGUUAGGGGGAUCAAGGAUCACCAUGUUAACGCUGUUAUCUCAUAUGAUGCUGAUAUUUGAAUCAACUGAUUAUCGUGUUUGUGAUAUGAUAUCUCUCUCAAUACCAGCUCACGGUCCACUUUAUGAUAUUGUAUUUACCCUCUAUCCUUUCAACAGUGGGUUUGACUCUAAAACUGAGGGACCUUUUGGACUAGCAAUUAAACACAAAAUCAGCAUGUAUUAAAUUUAAUACUAGUAGAGUGUAUAAUAAUCAUUUUCUUUACAAU
Messenger RNA from Amphimedon queenslandica, 1769 nucleotides. RefSeq lists its product as uncharacterized. The coding region runs from base 74 to 1726 and encodes 550 amino acids. Lineage: Eukaryota; Metazoa; Porifera; Demospongiae; Haplosclerida; Niphatidae. The record is from RefSeq and is a predicted model, not a curated record. The transcript is spliced from 3 exons.